AUGCACUCACUCGGAGCUCUAGGUGCGCUGCUGCACGCAUCUUUCCUUGUGUUACUGGUUCAGGGGAUUCAUAAGACGAGAGAUAACGCGUACAAGAGGUCGUUGCAUCGUUUUCCCGCGGUGGACCGCACAACUGGAUUUCACCUGCCGAUCUAUAUGGUUCACCUCUACCGGAAUUUCAGAUCCAAUUUAUCUCGACCCAUGGAUACUAUGGAGCAGACAGCAGUUAAGCAGGCGGAUACUGUGAAGAGUGUGAUGGCGAAAAAUGUGACCUACAGACAUAGACGCUGGAUGGCGACCUUUAACCUCCACACGCUGGUGGCCGAGAAGCAGAUCCAGGCGGCCGAGCUGCGGAUCAGACUCCCGCGCUCCGAGCGCGUGACCAACAUCUCCGUGGACAUCUACCACCAGCAGGACCGGCCCUGCCAGCCGGGCCGGGCCUGCCACCGGCCCCAGCUGGUGGGCUCGCUCACGGCGGCGGCGGUGAUCAGCUCGUCCCAGAGCUGGAAGGUGUUCAACGUGACCGCCCCCUUGCUGCGGUGGCUCCAGGAGAACCAGCCGUCCAGGGGCCGACGCAAAGGUGGCCCCGCCAAGAAGUGGAGGAAGAGGAAAGCGGAGACGAGGGGAGGCCCGCCGUCGACUCCUCUGCCUCCCAACCCCGCCCCCCCCGGGGGUCCCAAGAGGGAGCUGGGGAUGAGCGACCGCGCCCUUCUGGUGGUCUUCUCUCACACGGGCCUGGACGAGGGCUCCAAGGCCAAGGCCAGCCUCCUGCACACGGCCGAGCAGUCCAGGUUCUGGUCCCCCGCCGAGAACAGGAAGGCCGAGGGCCGCAAGAGGAAGCGCAGCAAGCGGGGUCAGAGGGAGCACGUGGCCAGGGCCCCCCCGGGGUCCAGCAGGGCGGGCGGGGACAAGUCGCUCUGUCGAAGGGUCGACCUGCAAGUGGACUUCAACCAAAUCGGCUGGGGCUCGUGGAUCAUCUUCCCCAAGAGAUAUAACGCGUAUCGGUGCGAGGGGGACUGUCCCAGCCCUCUUGGGGAGGACCUGAACCCCACCAACCACGCGUACAUGCAGAGUCUACUGAAACACUUCCAUCCGGACCGCGUGGUUUCGCCCUGCUGCGCUCCGACCAAGAUGAGCCCUCUCAGUAUGCUCUACUACGAGAACGGAGAGAUGCUCCUUAGACACCACGAAGACAUGAUUGUGGACGAGUGUGGCUGUCAAUAAGAGACUAUGUGGUGACACAUUGGCAGGCCGCUUAGUUGAGAGGUAAAAGACAUGUGUAAUGAGGAAGAGACUGAACCAGAACACUUAGCUUCGGCCCAGUGUUUGGCCGAAGGGAUAAAGCGCUUGAUGUGCACAGAGUUUUAUGGUAAUUAUUGUAAAGUCUGGUUUAGUUUAUCAUGACACAGUGUGUCAAAAUGUAUUCAAACUAUAACCCAGCUUGAAAAAUAAAGAAAAAGUUAAUGUUUAACCAAGCUUUCCCAUACAAUGACUUAAAGUCAUUGAUAUCCAUAAAAAAUGUGUUUGUUUAUACCACUUGGUUAAUUUUCCAACACAAAAUGGUGAUAAUAUUUUACGCCAGCACUGUUUCUGUUUUUAUUUUAUUCUCAAUUUGUAUUGCUGUAAAUUAUGUAUAUUUAUUGUAAAUAUU
This is a messenger RNA of Gadus morhua (Atlantic cod), 1651 nucleotides long. It is a transcript of the gene ndr2, whose product is annotated as nodal-related 2. NCBI's taxonomy places the organism in Eukaryota, Metazoa, Chordata, Actinopteri, Gadiformes, Gadidae. Gene Ontology annotation, molecular function: growth factor activity; cytokine activity. The record is from RefSeq and is a predicted model, not a curated record. Bases 1 to 1224 code for a protein of 407 amino acids. The transcript is spliced from 3 exons. Gene Ontology annotation, cellular component: extracellular region.